Sebastes umbrosus (honeycomb rockfish) is the source of this 6615-nucleotide messenger RNA. It is a transcript of the gene ippk, whose product is annotated as inositol 1,3,4,5,6-pentakisphosphate 2-kinase. Gene Ontology annotation, cellular component: nucleus. Gene Ontology annotation, biological process: inositol phosphate biosynthetic process. The record is from RefSeq and is a predicted model, not a curated record. Gene Ontology annotation, molecular function: inositol-1,3,4,5,6-pentakisphosphate 2-kinase activity; ATP binding. Bases 179 to 1678 code for a protein of 499 amino acids. The transcript has 14 exons. Lineage: Eukaryota; Metazoa; Chordata; Actinopteri; Perciformes; Sebastidae.
UUGCUGAGCCGGCCAGCAGCAGCAGUCAGAAGUCAGCCUCUCUCUCUCCGGUGGUACUCUCUGCAUUCCUGCUAGCAGCCAGCACAACCAGUCCACUAGUGCUCGUAUGUUGCCGUGCCGUCGUCUGUUACUCUCUGGCCUCUCUAGCUCAGUUUAGUCGUCGUCGGUGGUCGGUGUGAUGGAAGUGGACAAAAUGGACGAGAACGAGUGGAAGUAUCACGGAGAAGGAAACAAGAGCCUGGUGGUCUCUCACGUUCAGCUUUCCAGAGUUCUACGCCUGCCCAAGUAUCCAGCCGAGGACUCGGAAAACCCACCACAGACGGUGGAGCAGGCCUUCAGGCAGAUCCAGAACAUUGUUGACUUCAGCUCCAACGUGAUGAGCAGCCUGCUGGGAGAGAAGUUCAUCCACAGCGGGGAAGUGGUCAAACUGCCGUUAGAGUUUGUGCGACAGCUGUCAAUCAAAGUUCAACAUCAAAGACCAGCCUGGCGCUGUGAUAAGGUGAUGGACAUCUACAGCGGCUGUGCUCUCUGUCUGCCCAACCUGACAUCUCCAGCCCUCCACCAGCCAACACACACUCCUCCACUCUGCAUUGAGAUCAAGCCUAAAUGUGGGUUCUUGCCGUCCUCCAAACAUGUCAGCAAAGAUAUCAAGACCAAAGUGUGCCGCUUCUGCAUGCACCAACACUACAAGGUGGCCAAUGGGAAGUGGAAGAGACCCAGUCUGUACUGUCCUCUAGACUUGUUCUCGGGGAACAGACAGAGAAUGCACUUUGCCAUCAGACACCUGAUAGAAGAACCUCAGAACAACUUCAAAAUCUUCAAGGGUGGUCAGUGUAUCUACAGCAGUAAGGAGGGCAGUGACGACUCAAUGGACCUGAGCUCUCUGAUGCAUCAUCUCAGACCGUACUUCCUGUAUGGAAACAACCGCAUCAACUGUCACAUGACCAGCAAAGCUGUCCUGAACGACUUCAUCCAGGUCCUGGUGAACGCCCUGCUGGGUGGUGGAGGAGGAGAUGGAGGGUCGCUGACGGACACACGAGGAGAAGGACGGAGCUUCUGUGAAGCGAGUCUGUUCAACAAGGAGAGGAUUCGCCACGGCUCUCAGGGUUUACCCAGCGACAGUGUUUUGUUCAGGAUUCUUCAGACUCAGAUGUUGGACUCGCUGGACAUUGAAGGACUUCACCCUCUGUACCGCCGAGUGGAGCAACACCUGCAGGACUUCCCCAAGGAGAGAACUCGUCUUCAGAUGGACGGGCCGUACAACGAGGCCUUCCUGGAGAAGCUGCAGAAAUGUCCGACUGAGGACGACGGCUCCGUGGAGUACGCCGUCGCCAAGGUCCAUCAGUACCGCGUCGCCAUGACAGCCAAGGACUGCUCCAUCAUGGUCGCCCUGGUGCCCAGCAGUGAAGAAGAGGAUGAUGAAGGGCUCUCCAGUCAGAGGCGGCUCAGGGACUUCCUCUCCUCCAGACCUCCUGCUUUCUCGUACAAGGUCUCCAUCUUGGAUCUGGACCCGAAGCCGUUCGACAGCAUCCCCUGCCAGCUGCGCCUGGACCAGAGGAUCGUCUCCUGCUACCUGAGGACUGGCGGUGCCUUACCAAAGGGCUCUCUGCCGCAUCACUCCGGCAUCUUCACAGCUGCAGAGAGAGAGGACUGCACGCUGCACUUCCACCCCGUGUGACCUCCCCCAAUAAGAGCCGGACGACCCUUAAGACGAAGACUACGGACGCCACGCUGAUGCUUCAAACGGAGACGCCAUGUUGAUGCAGAGGUCUAGAAUCACUACAGACCAGAGCUGUUAAUCCGAGGCUUUACUGAAGUACUUUCUCUUCAUCAGCUCAUGUUAACGGUUAACAGCUCAGCAAAUUCAAAAUCUCCAGGAAGUCACCACUAACUCACCAGACCUUUCAGUGACUUCCAGAUAUUUCUGUUACUGAUUCUAGAGAUUUUCUUCGACUUCUCGCUCCCGUCAGGAGAUGAAUCCCAACAUCACUGCUCUGUUCAUAUUUAUUAGAAAACUUACAGGGAGCUUUGUUCUUUUCCUUUUUGUGACAAGAGUUUGGAUUGACCUCCUGACGGGACUUUUAUCAUGGCAACAACAUGAAUGUUCUCGUUCUCCAUAGCAACGCUGCUGACAGCGAAGCUCUGAGAAGAAGAAAGAGGAUAAUGCAGGUGGAGAGAAAAGCAGAUCGUACGUAUGAUGUCAUUUCCUGAAUGUAGGCGGGGCCUCUGGUAGAGUGAGGCGGAGCCAAUAUGUAUGUCCAGGUUGAACUGUAGCAUCACUAUGGUAACAGAAGCACUGGUUACCAUAGCUACAGCCACAGAGGAGGGGCUGAUGUGAUCACCUGAGGGUCUGUGUGAGUCUCAGAAACUGGAUGGAGAUGAUUCAGUUCUCUGCUGGACUCUACGGAGGUUUUCAGUCCAACUCGUCAUCACACUGAUCAACUCAUACCUAUUUCAUUAAUGAGUUGACAUGCGGCAGUGUUUGGAUGUAUCGAAAACCUCCAUGAACCGCAACUGUGAGAUCCAAAAUGAAAGCGAGCGAUGCUUCACCUCCGGGUGUCUUGUUUGUUUUGACCCUUGUUCAGUUGUUGGCGGCAAGUUAACACGUUCUCUCGUCAGGCUUUUGUGCCGAGAUGUUGAAGGUCAAUUGUUUGUGACUUUAUUUUUCUUUAUCAGGGAGGAGAGUUGAGGGUUGUUAAAGGGUCACUUCACCCAAAUAAUAAUAAUAAUAAAAAGAAGCUUUUCCUCUUCCCCCAAGUCAAAUCUAUCCAGUUUAGGUUUUAUUUGUCCAGGUUUUGAGAUUUCUGUGAGAUUUCUGUUCAAGUUUUUUUAUUCUCACAGCACUGAAAAAUGACAUUUUAUGAUUGAUUAAUUCUAAUUAAACUAUUAAUUCGGAAGAAAAUAGUUCCAAUAAAAAACUAAAACACUGUUUCUGAAAAUAAUAAUUAAUUUGUGCCAACAUAAACUAAAGUCAAGGCAGAAAUCUCAGACACACAUCUCAAAACAUGGACAAAUAAAAAACAAACAGAUUUCACUAGAGGGAAGAGAGAAAUCUCACUCAGUGGCCGCUUCAUUAGGUACACCUGUACAAUAUAAUGCAAUCCAGUACAACAGCCCUGUUGUAAAUUCUACCUUUAUGAAGCUUUAAUUGGUCAUUUUCUGGUGUCAGAGAGGUUAUAUUAUACUGACAGGUGUUUCUAAUGUUUCGUCCGCCCCACUUGCAUACAUGAGGGGAUCAGAACUAAAUAUAAUACAGUCCAGUACACCAACACCACCUAUCAACACCUGACUAUUAUGAGACUUGUAAGGGUGGCAUUAGUGACAGAGCUGUUGUAUUAGCUCAUGCAGUUGUAGUCUUAGUACUGAGUGUAUAUAUUCUAGUAAUUUGGGUAAAGUGACCCUUUAAGGUCCAGCUGGGACCGCUGACUAAGCAGCUCUCGUUGGGUUCUUCAAGCAAAGACGCUUGUGUCCAGCUGCCUUUGUUCGUUCUGACAUAAAACCUCCUUUUGUGUUAGAAAGAAAGCACAUUAUUUUAACUCUUAUUGUUGUCACAGCCUGUUUUGUUGGAAGAAAAGCAGCAUUUUAGUAAUUGUCUAACACUCCUGUGUUUACUAACCUGGUGAUGGGUGGCUUUGUAAAGGUACGGUUACAUUACACUUUGGUGCUGCCACGAGUUUGGUCGUGUCUAGAAGGUAACCCACAAUUUGGGAAACACUUGGCGAGGUGGUUGCGGUUAGGCGUUGACCUCGAACAGUUAAGGUCGAGUCCUGUGAGAGUUUUCGCAAUUUGCGGGUUACCUUUUUAGACACGACCCACGUGUUUGCUGUUUUGGUGCGAGCUCACAGGUCAGAGUUCACCUUUGACCUGGGAUUUCACACAGUGGGCCGAUAAGAACCACUGAUGCAAUGUGUCAUCACACGACCAGACUUCACUGAACAGAAGACUAAUGUGACCGUACAUUCGCAGAGCAGGAAGCAGAGGAUUUUAAAGCGAAGAGGUCAGCGUGUCCGGUCUACUGUAGAUCAAUCUGACCCAGCAGAGCAAAGGCUGCUGGAUAACAGACAGCAGUCCUCUUCAGACAGGCCGAGCUUCAUGCUGUUGCUCCGCUGGGUUUUUGUGCCAUAAGUGGCUUGUUGUGUUUUUGUCCAUGUGCCUAAAUGUUCUGGUAGGACUGGAGGAUGGCGGGUGGUGGUGUGUGUGUUGAGAAAACUCUCUUUGUUACAGGCUGCGUUCACAGCUGAGAUCUGAGACACAUCGUCUCUGUUCAGACUGACAUCAGUUCAGUUUAUGAGCUGCUUUGGACGCAGCCGUGAACUCUCAGUACCUCAAACUCCUGACGACCCGAACCGAAGCUCAACGGGGUCGUCUGAUGUUUUCAAAGCGAUGCGUUCAGGAGCGCUGGCAGGUUUCUGAGGACGGGAUGGUGAUGUCACCAGGAGUUGAGACUAAUACGCCGACUUCAGCUCAGCAGAUGAGUGUUGACUUUAACUCGAGUCCAGAUGUUGCUUGUGUUCGGAUUAUCUUGGGUCUUUUUGUCCAAACCUGUGAUUUCCUCUCCUGGUGAUCUCAUCGUCCUCUCAAACCAGCAACGCUCACGGAGGCUUCAGAUAAACUGGUAACACUUGACUUCAGUUCCUGUUUACAGUGUCCGCUCUCCAACCUCCACAACCUCCACCAGCCAAUCAAACGUCUGAAAGGAAUCACACUACAAGACUGAAACUUCAGACGACACAAAAUCCUUCACACUCCACUCUGAUCUCCCAUCGUCGGGUAGCCGAUGAACGUCUGCUGCCUUGCUCAUCAGCAGCAAGUCAGUGUGACGUGAGCCAAUCACAUGUCCACCCAGUCAUCAGCAGGGUGACGUGGUCCGUAGUUCUGUUAAAUCCAAACACUAAAAAGGUUUAAAGCAAGACAGACUUCAGUCCUAACACUUGUUACUCUGGACGGUUUGACCUUUAACCAAUCACGUCACCCGCUUUCUGGCUGACGCCUUCGUUGCCUGGGAGACGGAGGAGUUAAAAGGAUGGAGAGUGGACAGCAGUGAACUGAACCAACCACUGAUCGUUCUAACUGUUGAACUGAAGACGCAACAGGCAGCAUGAUGGGAAAGCAGAGGCUCAUGGGAGUUAAGAGGGAGGAGGGUGGGAAAAUAUCUGCGUUGUCUCAGAGCGAGACACUCGAAGAUUUGAUGUCACUAUGACUUUGAUUCUAUUAAUUUUGAAACUUCUGAAGAGUAUAACAGAUAUAUAAACUUUACGCCAAAGCAUCCGAUCGCUGCAACUACGUUUGAACGGAUUAUUUUCAUAGUUUCACAAGAAAAAAGUAGCCUCAGUUUGUGUCUCAUCACAUUCUAGGAUUUAGGACGGCUGUAUGACUGCAGCAUUAGUUUAAAAUACGAUGCAUUAACAAUAUAAUACUAUCACCAUUAAAUUAGCGUUCAGUUACCUUAAACAAAUUAUUUAUUUGGAUAUGUCUGAGCUUUGAGAAAAAUCUUAUUUUCUAAGUUUGUAAACUGUAAUCACAAUAACCCAUCCAUAAACUCUGUCAUUUUGAGCAGAUUGUUGUAUCCAGCACCUGCAAAGAAUAACCUACACACAAAUAGCUUGUUUCCAAUUGUACUUUUAUUCUACAUGGACAUGACAAUGUUUAAACCACAAACGUUCCUCCUUAGAUUGAAAUUCUGUCAUGCCAGUGUAGAACAAAAAGAAGAAAUGGGAGUGAGAUCGCACUGUGCAGGCAUGUCUUCGUCUUUCUAUCGUGGUAACUUAACUAUCACUUAACAACACAGCAGUUCUGAAAUUUUUUUCCAGAAUAAUCAAAGCCUUUUCUGUCGAUCUGGAUAAAAAAAUAUUCUGUUUCUUGCAUGACGAAAAAAGGAUUUUUGUUAUUGUUCUCCAAAGUUGCAAUUUUAUCUCCUAAUCUAGACAAAGACACAAGAGAAACCAUCCACUUACUUUGCUUGUUGUGGAGCUGGGGAGAACUGUAUUACGCAUUCUUCAUCAGUAGAUUGAGUUUGUUAGUUGUCACAUUUUAAAGUCAACAUGGAUGAGAAGUCCUCGAGGAGUAAAUUCAGGCCUGUGUGAUUAUGGUCAAAAGCUCCAGCAAGAAUCUUUAUUGUGCAGAAGACACAAUAUUUGAUCAUCCAGAUAAACAAAGAACCUUCAAGGAUUCCUGAAAUCUCUUCAAAGUUAUUUAAGUGUUAAAAUGUGUUGUUGGGUUCAGAUUCUCAGAUUUAAUUUAAUUUAAUAAUACUAACGGACACAAACUGGGGCUAAAAACCAUAGAGCUGAUAAACAAACUUAGUCCUCACUGUGAGAUGAAGCUCCAACAGGUGAGCUGCAGUCUGAUUGGUCGUUGGUUGCCUCUGCCUCCGCCUGCUGCCUGAGCGUCGGCCUGCAGAAACAUCACAUCACUGUGAUACCUACAGACUUCUAAUAACUGCGUGUGUGUAAAUAGCUGAGAGAAGAAAACUAUUUGAAAAUACAAAGGCGACACUGCUGUCUGGCAUUUUGUAUUUAAAUUAUUUAUUUUUGUAGAUUUUGACCAAUGAGCUCUGCUGUUACAACCGUCACAGUCGUGCUCUUUCUAUUGAAUAAAGAUUUCUAAGAGACUAAA